Molecule: messenger RNA, 834 nt
Organism: Fibroporia radiculosa
Lineage: Eukaryota; Fungi; Basidiomycota; Agaricomycetes; Polyporales; Fibroporiaceae
Exons: 6
Coding region: 1-834 (277 amino acids)
Molecular function (GO): dioxygenase activity
Source: RefSeq, a predicted model, not a curated record
AUGCUUUCCGCCCACACGGAUUUCGGAUCGCUAUCGUUCUUGCAUAACCGUCUCGGCGGGCUGCAAGUCCUUGCGCCGGGGACUGACAAAUGGCAGUACGUGAAGCCGCUGCCCGGACAUGCGAUCUGCAACAUAGGCGAUUCGCUCAACAUCUUCAGUGGAGGUAUCUUGAGGUCGAACAUGCAUCGCGUCGUUCCGCCGCCGAAGGAGCAGGCAAAGCACGAACGGUACUCCCUCGUCUUCUUCACUCGCGCGUCUGACUCCGUCGAGCUGCACGCCCUGGCGGACGAGAGUGCAGCUAUUGCUUCGGCCGUUGCGAAGACACCCAACGGAGAAGCGCGAUUCAAUCCGGGCGUGACCGCGAAACAAUGGCUCGCGAGGAGAGUGCGAAACCAGAGACUCAAACACUUCACGGGUUUACAGUCGUGGCAGGGCACGGAGGACCAAGUGUCGAUUGCCAGGGCGACGGCGCUCGCUGGUGAGGCAUCUCCGAGUCGUUGGAUGUAUGAUAGUCAGAGCCGAGGUGGAUUGCAAACCGCACAUCUUGCUAUUUCCCGGGAAAAGCCAGUAGGAGACUUGUUCGAAAGUCGAUUCAGUCUGCGACGACUAGGAAUCGACGAUUGGGUUUCCUUCUCCGAGUCGUCAGUUGUGUAUCAUAGUGCGCUCCAAAGUUCAACCAAUUUCUGUCCGCAUGUGUUUGAGCCUCGGGCCGCAGAUCAAGUCCUCUUCGGGUCGUUUGGAACUGCAUCGCAAGCACUGAGUAGCCAGGACUUGGGUGGCACGUACUAUACUUUCCUAGUGAUCAGUCUUUUCAUUGGGGGCCAAAAGCAAUGA